UUGGACGAAUAAUUUCUCGCAGAUUACACGACGAGAUUAUCACGUCCGGCACCCAUCGAAUUAAUCUACGUGCGAUGCUAUGCCUCUCCUGCAAAUGGUGUCCUCGUAGAGAAUGGAGUUCGCCGCCUGACGCGCAACGUGCGGCGAGCGACGCGCGUCGUGGUGUCCUUUAUUCCUCCGUCUUCCUCGGCAGUCCCGGUGACGCGAGUAACGCGAGUAUCGGUAGCGGCGAGGGUACGGGCGAGGAAGACGACGAUUCGACGGGCAAGAAAAACCAAAAGAAACGGGGUAUCUUUCCUAAAGUUGCGACGAACAUCCUCAGGGCGUGGCUCUUUCAACAUCUCACGCAUCCAUACCCUUCGGAAGACCAGAAAAAACAGUUGGCGCAGGACACGGGGUUGACGAUCCUUCAAGUUAACAACUGGUUUAUCAAUGCGAGGCGUAGAAUCGUUCAACCCAUGAUUGACCAGAGUAACCGAGCUGUGUUUCCACCAUUGUCUGCAGGACCGAGCGGGGCAUACAGUCCGGACGCGACGAUGGGCUACAUGAUGGACGGACAGACGGCCAGCAUGAUGCACCGGCCGCCCGGUGAUCCUACCUUCCAUAAUCAGUACCAUUACCCGGAGUACUAUGGACAUCACAUAUAAAGAAGUACUUGCAAAACGAAACGGACAGGUGGAAUGUUCAGUUCUAGUGACGUGAGAAGCGUGAUAGGCCUACCUACCGCGUUCCGGUUAGCGUAGGCCAGAAUCAGAGGACAAUGAUGAUCAAUUGAUCGCUAGAAUCAUUUCUUGUCACGCCGCACGUCGAAAUCCGUGACGCUCGGGUGCUCGGGAAUGAGAGGAGAAGAUACGAGGAAAAGGGAAAGGGGCAAAGGAGCGAAGUUCCCGAUUGAAGGAGGAAGAAGACGUGGCGGAUGAAACGCCGCGGGACGUCAACGGGAAGAAGAAGAUCGGAGAAUCGGAGAAGGAAGAAAGACGGUUAUGCGAGAUCGAGUGAAGCAGUUGCGAAAGCGGCGACGCGGAAGGACACGGGGAGGAUGAAGCCGCAGCUUGGUCUGGAGAAUGACGCGGUGAAAUUCAUGUGAUUGUUCUUUGUACAAAUAUCGCGGUGUAAUAUUGUAGUGAUUGAAGAAUUUAAAUGUUAAAUUUUAAUACGGUCGCGAUCGAGAUAUAUUAAUAAAAUAUAAGUGAUAUAUAGGCAAUUUAGCGGGCAUGUACAUUAAUUAAAAAGAGCUAAACCCCCCGGUGCUCGCACGGAAUAGGGAGUAUGUUCAAGUGCACAGACGAUGCAAGGGAAGUAUAAAAAGAAAGAAAGAGUUAUACCAAGAAAAAAGAGUGGAUGUGUGUAUGUAUAUAUAUAUAUAUAUAUAUGUA
Molecule: messenger RNA, 1376 nt
Organism: Cataglyphis hispanica
Lineage: Eukaryota; Metazoa; Arthropoda; Insecta; Hymenoptera; Formicidae
Product: homeobox protein homothorax-like
Exons: 7
Coding region: 75-647 (190 amino acids)
Biological process (GO): eye development; animal organ morphogenesis; positive regulation of cell population proliferation
Molecular function (GO): DNA-binding transcription activator activity, RNA polymerase II-specific; RNA polymerase II cis-regulatory region sequence-specific DNA binding
Source: RefSeq, a predicted model, not a curated record